AUGGCACAAAACACUGAAGAUACGCUACGAAAGCCCGUCGAAAGUGCAAUACUUGACUCUCGUUGUUAUCUGGAGGGAGGUGGCUCUGCCGAAAGCUUUCUUGCUAGCGAAGAUUUGGAUGUUGGUGCAAUUAUUGGUAAACUGCGCAUAAAUGGUGAUCCCGAUGUUGAAAACGGAGAUAUUAAUUUAUCAUUACGUGAGAAAGAUGCGCCGGUGGAAAUAGUACCCGGCACGAAAGAUUUAGCUUUAGCUGUGGAACUAGACAAAGAAGGUCUUCGUGGACCUUCAUCUAUAUAUGUAAAUAUAAUUUGCUUAAGGCGACACUCAACUGAUCCGAGUUUUGUCAUACCAGUAAACGUGCGCGUUAUUGACGUCAACGACAACGCACCACAAUGGAUAAAUACUCCUUACACGCUAACGCUAUCAGAGGUGACUGUACCUGGUACUAGAAUACUACAAGGUGCUCGUGCUGAGGACGCUGAUCAGCAGGGUCCAUUUUCUACAGUUGAAUAUCAAGUGCUACCGGGUCCAUUUUCUGAAUAUGUGCAAUUUCUGAAUCCAUUGGAUGGCACGUUGGUACUUAAAAAACCUUUAGACUAUGAAAGUAUGCAAAAUUUUACUGUUAAACUAAGAGCGCAAGAUCAGGGCACCCCACCAAAAUUCUCUGACACCUUACUAAGAGUUGUUAUUACCGAUGCCGAUGAUCAAAAUCCAAAAUUUCAACGUGAAAGCUAUACUGGUGAACUACCAGGUGAUGGAAGACCAGGCGAAAUUCGCAUACGACCAGAACCGCUUAAAGCCGUUGAUCAAGAUGAGGGUAUUUGUGCACCCAUACAGUACUCGAUAGUACAGUCACAGGAUACCAAAUAUUUUCGCAUACAUCCACAUAGUGGUGUCAUAACACUACUAACACCCAUUGGCACAGAUCUGGCUAACGGUGCUACAUUAGUUAUAAAAGCUACACAGAUCGAUAAUCCAGAUCGUUAUGCUCUGACAACUGUCACACUUUCUCGCCCGGGAACGCACAGUGAUUUAACCACCUUGGCUUUUGUACAGAAAAAAUUCUUUAUGCGUAUACGUGAAGACACAGCAGUGGGUAAUCGUAUUCUAGCUUUACCUACAAACAAGCCUGGAAAGCAUCUUAAGUACACCAUAACAGACCCAAUCAAUUCACAAUUUUUCAGUGUCGGUACAUUGGGUGAAGUUAUACUCAUCAAACCAUUAGAUUAUGAGAAAAUAACUCGUCAUGACUUUCAAGUUCAUGCAACUGAUGGCAUGACGAACACAACUGCCGAUAUUAGCUUAGAGAUCACAGAUGUCAAUGACUGGGAACCAAGAUUUCGAGAAACACAUUACGAAUUUAUAGUGCCCAAAGGUUCGCUACAUUCGCGUGCUGAAUCUUUUGAAGGCAUUAUGAUCGGAAAAGUUGAAGCAGCUGAUGGCGAUCGAAAUGACAAGCUUGAGUUAUCGCUACGUGGGCAACAUGCUGGGCUCUUUGAAAUUGAUUCCGCUGGUAAUAUUUAUUUGCGUCCAGAGCAAAUACAAAAUCUCAACGAGUCAACAGUACACCUCAUAGCAAUUGCAACCGAUACUGGUGUACCGCCACGUAGCACUUCUGUGCCAGUUGCAGUGACGAUGGAAGGAGUUGCGCUAGCACAGUCUACUUGGACUAACAGCUUACUUGGCAUGUUUGGCAUGAUAAUCGUACUAUUUAUGAUAAUUGUUUUAAUGAUAACAUGCUAUCUUCUGCGUACGAAGAAGAAGAAGCGUAAAACAACACCGGCUUUAGGACGCAAUCGCGUGCAUAGUCAUGCACACAGUGGUGUUUCUACCGCGAAUUUAGUAACACAUGAAAAAAUGAGUGGCAAUGGUAAUGGAGUUGCUGUUACAAGUGGUGGUGUUUCUGUGCUACAUAUGAAACACCAUGGCGGCAAUGUAACAAUGUCAAAUCCCAUCAGUAACGGGCAUCAACAUCACAGCGGUAAUAGUAGCACAGGAGUUGCAGGUGGUAAUGGAAACAUGGCCAUGAGUAGCACAACAAUUUUGGCAAAUAGCUUAGAUCGAGAAGCACAGCGAGAACGAGAAAGAGAGAGACAACGCGAAAACUAUGCCGCAACCGUUCGUAGUAUAGUUUCUCGUGCUUCCGCUAAUGGACAACUCUACGAAGAGGAUGAAAUAGAACACGAUUCCAUAUCGAAUCAAGACAACACAGCGGUCGAUAAUAAUAACAAAAAAACAGCUUGGGAGGUCACUGCAAAUGGUGCGCAACAGGUGGGUGUGACAACAAUUUCGAAUUCGAAUGGUGCGACUUCAAAUCUGCUGACCGCUGCAGACACAAUGGGCUCUUCAGAAAAUAACUUAACAGUGUACUUCUAAUUUUAAGAAAAUUUAUAAUUUCCCUAAGAUACCACGA
This is a messenger RNA of Teleopsis dalmanni, 2413 nucleotides long. RefSeq names its product protocadherin Fat 1-like. Gene Ontology annotation, molecular function: cadherin binding; calcium ion binding. Gene Ontology annotation, cellular component: plasma membrane; catenin complex. Gene Ontology annotation, biological process: homophilic cell-cell adhesion. The coding region runs from base 1 to 2376 and encodes 791 amino acids. The record is from RefSeq and is a predicted model, not a curated record. NCBI's taxonomy places the organism in Eukaryota, Metazoa, Arthropoda, Insecta, Diptera, Diopsidae. The transcript has 5 exons.